Messenger RNA from Trichobilharzia regenti, 2361 nucleotides. The record is from the annotation of a GenBank genome assembly. Lineage: Eukaryota; Metazoa; Platyhelminthes; Trematoda; Strigeidida; Schistosomatidae.
AUGAUGAAUUUGGGAAAUAUAAGUGACCAACUACCGACAUAUCCUAAUAAUAUUCAAGGCGAAUUACGUUUGAUAUUGCAAACAAAAGAUAUUUUUCUUGUAUGCUAUAAACAUCUUGAGGAAUAUCGUCGACUAGUUAAUGAACAAAACCGACUGAUUACAAAGGAAUUUGUACAAGAGCAGUUACAGAUUGGAGAAGAUGAAAUAGCUGAACUAAAAAUUGAAUUACAAGAGGCCGAAAAUCGUCUAGGAGGCCGUUUACGUCACAAUGAACUGUUAGCUGAUCAAUUAGCAAGUCUUGGUUAUGCUUCUCUUGAAUCAGGUGCCAGUGUUCGUCAUUUAGCAUUAUGUCGUUCUCCCCAAAUGCGGAAAAAUAUGUUGGCGCAGCGUCAAGGAGGGUCAUUAGGUUUUCAGAAAUAUUCUGAACCGCGACCUCCAACGCACAUGAUUGACAACAUAGCGUUGGCGAUUGCAGAAAUUCAUCAAGAGGUGAGGGCAAAAGUUAAACCUUUGCUCGAUUACUACAGAGAUUUAUUUUACCUACAACUUCACUUCAGUUUAGUACUUGGCCAGGUUUGCAAUUACUGUAUGCCUCUAGUUACUGAAAACAUUGGCUUAAUUGACAGGAUAUUUUUCUGGUCAGAGCGUCCUGAGUUUGACCUUGUACGCCGUGCUGGAGAUAUCGGCGAUAGACUGAAAGAAAUUUAUACUAGGGCUCAAACUGUUUUGGGUGUGCUAGCAGAAUCUGUCAGGUUUCUGCAGUCGAAAGUUGAAUUACAAAAAACACUGGAACAAAGAUUUCACGAACGCUUGGAUGAACAACAAAAGACUAAAGAUAAAAUUUUACGUGACGUUCAUGCAACUAAACAAAAUAUGGAUUUAUUAGAAGAAGAAAAUGACAGGCUUGUUGGUAGUUUGGUGAAAGUCGAUCCUUCAUUCGUCGAUAGCAGACAUUUUUAUGAACUAGCAGAAGGCGGAAAUCUAAUGGGUGCCAAGCACUCUGCUAGUGCUAAAGACACUGGAAAACAUAAUGCUGAGGAUAGUUCAGAUGUAAUGAAUAACAAUUCACCUAAAAUCAACAAAAUGGAUACAUUAAAUGAGACGAAUUUCGAAGAGAAUAAUAACUCCAAUAAAGUUAAACAAAAGCUACCAAAACAACCAGAAAUCAAAUGCUCGCCACAAUUAAGAAGAAAUUCAGCUGACGCAAAUAAUAAUAAAGCUGUUAGCCUUUCUGGCGACCUCCCAGAAGUGAUCAAUACAACACGUCCGAAGAACAGAAAAAAAAGUGUGAAAAAUAAAGCAGAUAAAGAUCUUAGGGAAAAACAUACUAAAAGUAAAAAGCUGGUACGCACUAAGUCUCAAGAAAAUAUAUCUGCUCACACUCCUACGUCAGUAAGUAUGAUCUCAGACACAUAUAACUUUAAUACAAGUGAAGAUUUAACUCCAAAGCCGAGAAAAAAUUCUAUACAUAUACGACACAACAGAUCAAGGAGUAAAAGUCGCAAAAAAGAAGGUGAACCUAGGAGAUCUUCCUCUAGUAGGGAAUUUCACAGGCACAAAAGUCGAAGGGUAAAGAGCUCUGAAAGGGAUGAAAAUCUAGAACGUACAUUAAAAAGUCGAGCUAAAAGUAGUAUGCCAAACAGAAGAAAUAGAGAUGACAAGAAAGAUAUGAUAAAACGACAUCGUCGUUCUUCCACCCCAGAGCCUGUGACAGUUAGAAAGCCAAACACGCAUCAGGAAGCUCAAGUCGAACAACCAAAUCUAAAUCUAAACAUAAUGCCAUCGUUAAAGGCAAAAAUUUUGGGAAGAACUAAAGAUCUAUUAGAAGCAGCAUUACAUCGUACACUGAAAUCCAACAGCAGUGAUCAGACAUCCCCUGCAGAAGUUGGAACAGGUUCAUCUUCAGCAACUGGUAGAAUGGAACAAGAACCAAAUGUUGAGGGUGUUACAAGCGUAUCAUCAUUUGAUUCCCUUGUAAUUGCUGAUUCACCACUAGGUGAGCCAGGAAUGAUGUUAGGAUCUCAUACUACACCGGUCAGACAGUUGCAAAAGAAAAAUCGUCGAACACUUGAUAGUCAUAAAAAUAAAACAAGAAGUAAUAAUUCAACAAAAUCAUUGUUUGUGGACAAUUUAGUCCAACAAUCACUUCCUGCAUUAUCAACUGAUGUUUUACUGACCGAAACAUCAACUGAAAAUAAUGCGAAUUUGCUUAAUGUGCAUUUAAAUGACACCAAAAGACACAAAAGGAAAUCUUCAAAACUUGAUAAAAUGUCAAAUGAUUUAGGAGAUUUCUUGACAGGAACAAAUUUCGAACAAAUUCAUACACUACCCAGCAGUAGUGGAUUACCAUCUCUUACUUGA